Molecule: messenger RNA, 711 nt
Organism: Oikopleura dioica
Lineage: Eukaryota; Metazoa; Chordata; Appendicularia; Copelata; Oikopleuridae
Source: the annotation of a GenBank genome assembly
AUGAAGCUUUCCGCUCUCAUCGUUUUCGUUUCUUCUUGCGAGGCAGGAUGGAGACAGCAUCGCGAGGGCAACAUGUCUAAUCCUGAAGCCAAAGCUGCAUGGAAAAGACAAUUGAAGGCUUUUCGACAGUGCAAAAGAUCCAAGUGCCAAGCUCAAUGUCCAGAUAAAAACUGGUUGCAGGAGUCUUGCUUUACUUGCCUCAAGACCUCGCAAUGCCCUCUUCCAGACCGAGUGAAUAAGGCGAUUGAAUGUGCGCAAGAAUCGUGCUCAAAAGAAUGCGUUGGAGAUUUGUUCAAUGAAAAAUGCUCGCAAUGUCGAACAGAAAACUGCCCUCAGAAACAGCGAGGACAGGGCAAGCACCACGGACAGAAAGAAAGACAAAACAGUCGAAAAAAUGGACCUCUUGCCGUCUUGAACAAGUACACUCUCACGAGACCAGGAAAGCUGACGAUUUCAGAUGGUUCUGCUGCUUUUAGACGAUGUGCUAUGGGCAUGUGCGUCCAGGAGUGCGUCCUCAACCCCGACGAUGUCAAAUGCGAAGAGUGCAUCACUAGUUAUUGCCAGCGCGCAAGCGACAACUACACAUGCAUUGCUGCCGAACAAGAAUCAGGAAAGCUGUUCUUCUGCUCCAAUGUGGCCACUUGCGCCGGUGCCAACGCUGGUGGAGUGCGCGUUCAAGCUUUGGGUUCAUAUUUUAGCCAUUUUUAUUAA